UUUAACUGGAGUGGGGGAGUAGCAAUUAGGUUAGGCCACAUUGAUCAAAACUGCUGUGCUCACUUUGAAUUGGAGCCCCACAGUCACCUGACCUGAGCCUUUGUAUCUGCGAGCCCCAGCAGCUGCUCUGACAAACGCUUUGUCCACAUCUGUUCUGUUCACAUCUGUUCUGUUCACAAAUGGCGCAACUUGAAGGCUCCGCACACUCAACUGGAAUUUUCUGCUCUCAUUGUGAGAUGUGACUUUCUAGCCAUGGGGGAUUGGAACUUACUAGGUGGCAUCCUAGAGGAAGUUCACUCCCAUUCAACUAUCGUGGGGAAAAUCUGGCUGACCAUCCUCUUCAUCUUCCGGAUGUUGGUAGUUGGUGUCGCUGCUGAGGAUGUCUGGGACGAUGAACAGUCCUCCUUUGCCUGCAACACCCAGCAGCCGGGUUGCAACAAUAUCUGCUACGAUGAUGCUUUCCCCAUCUCUUUGAUCAGAUUCUGGGUUUUGCAGAUCAUCUUUGUGUCCUCCCCUUCUCUGGUGUACAUGGGCCACGCACUUUAUAGACUUAGGGACUUUGAGAAGCAAAGGCAGAAGAAGAAGUCACACCUUAGGGCCCAGAUGGAGGACCCAGAGCUUGACUUGGAAGAGCAGCAAAGGGUGGAGAGGGAGCUGAGGAGACUCGAGGAGCAGAGAAGGAUUCAUAAAGUCCCUCUGAGAGGAUGCCUGCUGCGUACUUACGUCUUACACAUCCUAACCAGAUCUUUGCUAGAAGUAGGGUUCAUGCUAGGCCAAUAUAUUCUCUAUGGGUUUCAAAUGCACCCCCUCUACAAAUGCACCCGACCCCCUUGCCCCAAUGCGGUGGACUGCUUUGUCUCCAGACCUACAGAGAAGACCAUUUUCAUGGUCUUUAUGUACAGCAUUGCUGCCCUCUCCUUGUUACUCAAUAUCCUGGAAAUAUUUCAUCUGGGCGUCAGGAAGAUCAUGAGGGCACUUGACGGCAAGUCCAGCAGUGGGAACACUGAGCAUGAAGCAGGCCUUCCGUUCCAUUCAACCAACUACUCGGGGGCCCAGCCGUGUAUGGUUUGCUCUUCUUUACCCGAAAGAUUCUCCCUACUUUCAGCCAACAAUAAACAGCAGGUCAUCCGAGUCAACAUACCAAGGUCUAAAAGCACAUGGCAAAUUCAACACCCCAGGCAACAUGAUGUGGACGUCUCCUGUAGCAAAAGAGACUGGGCUGAGAAAGUUGCAAACAGUGGACAGCUCCACGUCCACAGCCCUUGUCCCCACGAUGGCAGUGCCAGAAUUCAGCACCCAGGACAGCAACCGUGCCAGUCCCUCUUUGGCUCUAAGAACGCAAGGUCUCAGUCCUGGGUAGGUACUAUGACAGCUUCUCCCCACUGCCCACCAUCUACACUAGGAACCUGGGAGCGAUCCCAGGGCCCAGAGGCCUCAGGCAAACCUCUCGCAGAUCUUCAAAGUCACUUCCAAGGCAGCGAUGGCAGCGCGCGCGAGAGUGGGGUCUGGGUAGACAGACUCGGCCCAGGCAGUCGCAAGGCCAGCUUUCUGUCCAGGAUGCUGUCAGAAAAGGGACAACUGCACAGCGACUCAGGAAGCUCGAGGUCUCUGAAUAGCUCCUGCUUGGAUUGUCCACAAAGGGAAAACAGCCCUUCGCCUCUCCCAUCAACCACUGGGCACAGAGCAUCCAUGAACAUGCUUCUAGAACUUUCAUCUAUUAUGAAAAAAUAACGCACUGAGAGCUCUUGCCAUCUACAGGAUGGAAGCUAUGCCUUGGUCAUCUCCAGCUGGAAGAACUCCGCACUGCUGGCCAGGGUGUUUGGCUCUGGAGUGUCUUCCCAGGCCCGUGUGUUAAAGGCUUGAUCUUGGAGACUGUGGAGCCUUCAAGAGGCCCUCGUGAGAACUCUUAGUUAACCAGAGAUGUGCCCUUGAAGGAAAUGUGGGAUUGCAGCCCCUCUCCUUUUCCUACCUUAUAUAUUUAUUAGUUUAUUUAUAUAUUUAUUCAUUCCUUCAUUCAUUAUUUGUUCAUUCAUGAAUUCAUUCAUUCAUUCUUUAUAGACAGGAGCUCUCUUCUUAGUUCUGCUGUCCUGGAACUCUAAUGUAGAGCUGUCUGUUCUCUAACUCAGAGAUCUGUCUGCUUCUCCCUCUCAAGUGCUGGGACUAAAGGCAUGGUUACCAUGUCUGGCUCCCUUCUCUUUUCUUUUGCAUUCUGGCUACAAGGUAAGUUUUGUCACAUGCUCCCUCCAAGACUUGCUGCCUCACCACAGCCCCCAAAGCGAUGAGUUCAACUGGCCACGGGCUGAAACCUCUAAACCUGCAAGCCAAAACAACCCUUUCCACUUUGUAAGUUAUUUAUCUUGGGUCUUUGUUAUAGUUGCAGCGAGUGCUGGGCGCACCUGGCAGGCAGGUAGGUUCACUUCUGCUGGACCCCUUUCCAGGGCUGGAGGGAGCCUCUUUCAGCUGGGCCUGCUCAUUCCUGGGGCUGGAGGCAGCCUCUUUCAGCUUCACCUGCUCACGGGGCUAGAGGUGGGUGUGAAGAUCCCCUAGGGAGGAAUGAUGAGACACAAGGAUCUACAGACAACUGUGCAGCUCCCGCCCUGAAGAUUAGAAUGCCCUCCCCCUUCCCCACUCCCAAGCAGCUCAGUGGGACACCCAAAAUCUGCAGCGGCAGACAGGGGUCCCUUUAACAUGGCUCCAGUGCAAACUGGAGGCUCCAAACUCAUCCUGGGCUUGAGCCUACUUCAUGUCUAUAAGGGAAAGGCCGACAAGAAACUGACCAUGUGAUGUCUCUCAUCAGUUUGCUUUGUGAGCAUGAAGCAAAUGGAAUUUUGCUUUGUCAAUGCUGUCGAAAUUCAGCAAUGACUUAAAACACUGGGCCAAUGCAUCCAUGACCUGGUUAUAUUCCUGCUGCUGCCGCUCAUUGUCAGUGACGGCAAAUGUUGACUGCGAUCCAAAAAUUACUUCCAGGGGUUACUAGGAGGUACUGUCUUGUCUUCACCCUCCCUGUGGUCACGAGCUAUCUAGGAGAGGAGUGUUGAGAGACACGUGGCCCCCACUGUGCAGAGUGUCAUGGUGGGUCGUGGAAAGAGUUCCUUAGCUCUUUAACACAUGACCAGAUUGCCCUGAAACCCUGGCCAUAUACCCUGCAAAGACUUCAAGUCAUAAGAAGAAUCGAUGUGGCUCAAAGUCGUGAAGCUCUGUCAUCUCUGUGUCCAUGCCCUGUGUGCUGGUAGUUGUGUGCCAACUUGACACAAGCUAAAGUCAUAGGGAGCCUCAACUAAGAGAAUGCCUCCAUAGAAUUGGGUUUUAGGCAAGCCUGUAAGGCAUUUUCUUAAUUAGUGAUUCGUGUGGGAUGGCUCAGCUCACGGUGGGUGGUGCCAUCCUCGGACUGGUGGUCCUAGGUUCUAUAAAAAAGCAGGCUGAGCAAGCCAUGAGGAGCAAGUCAGUGAGCAGCACUCCUCCAUGGUCUCUGCAUCAUCUCCUACAUCCAGGUUCCUGCCCUGUGUGAGUUCCUUCCCGGACUUCCUUCAUGAUAAACAGUGAUAUGGAAGUAUAAGCCAACUAGACCCUUCCCCAACUUGCCCUUUGGUCAUGGUGUUUCAUCACAGCAAUAGAAACCCUCACUAAGACAUCCUGUGAGAUAAAUUUGGGUCGCUCAUGUGCUACAUGGCUCACAGAGUCCCAUUUACCCUGUACCUGCCUGGGUUAGUGCCUGGUCUCUCUUUCCCUCCCUCCCCUCCCUCUCUCCUUUCUUUCAUCCCUUCAAUGUCUUCAGUGUCUCACUAAGCUCAGUAUUUCCCUUCCCCCUUCCUUUUCUUCCUUCUGGGCUUGUUAGUUUUUGUUUGUUUUUAAGACUGGGACUCACUAUGUAGCUCUCUUUCUCUGGCUGGCUUGAAAUUUGACAGGUAACCCAGGCUGGCCUUGAACUCACUCCUCUAUCUGCCAAGUGCUGGGAUUAAGGCCUGCACCACCAUUCUCAGUGCUUGCUACCUUUCAUCAACUUGACCCAAAUCUGUACACCCCAGAGAAAAGAGAAUCUCAAAGGAGGAGCUGGCUCCAUCAGAUCGGUCUGUAGGCAAUAAUGAAUGACGUGAAAGGGCCGGGUCCACUGUGGGCAGUGCCACCCUUGAGCGGGUGGGCCUGGGGAGUAGAAAACUGUAACCUGUAAGCUAAAAGAAAGCCCCCCCCCUACCCCAAGUUGGUUCUGAUCAAUGUUUUAUCACAGCAACAGAACACACUCUAACACCCUUUCCUUCUUCCCUUUCUUGGUAGACCCUUUCAGGUCUACUUACCUGUCCCUGCCUUGUAAGUGCCCAGUUUCUCCUUUCCUUCCCUCCCUCCCUCUCUGCACCCACCUUCCUUCUUUCCUCCUUUCUCUUUCUUCCCUCCUUCCAAACAUGAUUUCAGGAUGUUACCCAGGCUAGUCUUUAUCUCUUGGCCUCAAGUGGUGUCUCUGUCUCAGCCUCCCAAGUACUUGGAAAUACCACAGGUACCUACCGUGGCAUCUGGCAUGGGGAUUUGUUAUUUCUCAUGGAAAUAACUCCAGCACCUACUUAACCAACCCUUCUCCCCAACACACCUUUCUUUGUUUCAGUCCUGUGAUUACAGCAUCAGGUAAUAUUGGUUGGGAUAGAUUAUUAUUUAUUUUAUGAUUUUUUUAAUUAACAUUUUUGUGAGGUACAAAAUAAUAGGUUUCAUGGGACACUUCCAUACAUAAAUAUCACGUGCUUACCUCAUAGCCAUCAAUAAUCACCCUCUCCUGUUUCUCUAUCAUCCUUUCUUGUUUGCACCUCUCCCUCCUAUUGGUCCUCCUCAUCCAUCCAAAUAGUUCUUUUAUUUUUGGGUUGUGUAUAUAUGCGUGCAUUUAAGGCUAGAUCCUGAAAAUGAGUAAAAACACAAUUUGUUUUUCCGAGUCUGGCUUAUUUUGUUCAAUGCAAUGAUCUCCAGUUCUAUUCAUUUUUUUUUCUGUAAAUAACAUACUUUACUUCCUUAUGCCGGAA
This is a messenger RNA of Alexandromys fortis (reed vole), 5000 nucleotides long. It is a transcript of the gene Gja10, whose product is annotated as gap junction protein alpha 10. Gene Ontology annotation, cellular component: connexin complex. The transcript has 3 exons. Gene Ontology annotation, biological process: cell-cell signaling. The coding region runs from base 253 to 1731 and encodes 492 amino acids. The record is from RefSeq and is a predicted model, not a curated record. Lineage: Eukaryota; Metazoa; Chordata; Mammalia; Rodentia; Cricetidae. Gene Ontology annotation, molecular function: gap junction channel activity.